Toxoplasma gondii ME49 is the source of this 1775-nucleotide messenger RNA. RefSeq lists its product as hypothetical. Lineage: Eukaryota; Apicomplexa; Conoidasida; Eucoccidiorida; Sarcocystidae. The transcript is spliced from 2 exons. The coding region runs from base 1130 to 1480 and encodes 116 amino acids. The record is from RefSeq and is a predicted model, not a curated record.
CCCACAUGCUGUCGCGACAGCCCAGCCUGAAAAGGCUUUAUCCAGAAUUCAUUAUCUUCGUUCACUGUGAACUGAGGAUGUGUUCGUCUGUUUGGUGACCGACAUAUCUGGAAGAUAAAGCAAGGCAGCAAACGCCGCGUCUACUGAAUGAAACAUGGGGAAAACUCAAGUUUCUCUUCCUAGGUUAGGGUAAAAAUGGACCACGAGUGCAGCGUAUAUGAGAGAAAAAGGCAGUCUGUGCCCUACCCCAUCGGUACAAUUGCUUCCUCCUCCGGAAAGAAAGAAAGAAGGCAAACAGGAGGCAGACACUCUGUGUGCGAUGAUCAUGUUGCAGUCACGGAUACGCGGUACAGCGUUUAAUCGUUUUCUGUUGCGAUUUCGCAGCAAAACACCUUCCGGUCUUCAUAUGGCUUGCGACGUGCACGACAAAGUCAACAGUUACAUUGAUGGGCUACGCGAAACAUAGGAGCAUGACCUUCGUGAAUUUCUCUCACUGUCCCCUCUGUUGCCAGUAUACACAUCUAACAAGAGAAAUGGAUGUCCGCCACUCCAACGCAGGAAUGAGAAACGUGAAUACUCAAUAAAUCCACAAUCAUUCCAACGGUGUCCUCCUUUGACGCUGACCUCCACCUGUCAUUGGAGAGUCUCUUGCUAAAGAAGAUGGGAUAUGUCAUAGACGCAAUUUUCACCAACUUCUAGAUGGGUCGUCUACGACUCUAUCUACCCGAGGCAGCAGUAGUUGGCGGUUACCUUCGGUUAAGCUCUCUGCGUGAUGGCUUUACUGUCGUUGACACUUCUGUACGCUGGUACAUGGACGCCCUCUCAGUUAUUGAAUUUGCCAGUGAACAGCUGUGUUUCCCUGUCUCGUCGCUAUGCGAUAGUGGCGUACUCCGGGCACCUAAACAACCAGUGGCUCAAUGCCUGUGAAAAAACAAUGCCGCUGAACGCUUUUAUUGGAAACUAAGACACGAAUAUCUCCACACGUAGCGGACGUGUGCAACUAUCGUGUGUCUCGCCGUGUCGCAGUAGAUCUGGGCGUAAAGGUAGAUCAUCUCGCAGUAGCUUAGUUCUUCAUUUCCUGGUUACAGGGCCGCCCCCAAUGGACAGCUAGGAUAAUUGAAAGCAAUCCAUGGCUGCCUCUGCACAAAAACUGUGUUCGCUCGCAAGGUACACGGAAGAACAAAUCUCUAAAAGGCCACAGAGGCAUAUUUUGAUUUUGGCUGGCCGAAACUCCUCAUUUUCCCUGAAAACGCCGAGGAGCCACAAACCACUUCCACAACCCAUCACCGCCAUUGUGCCUGUGGGCCGUAGGAAACAAAACGCACACAUUCCAGCCUUCGGUCCUUCCUCUGGUCCCCUACUCGCCGAUUCCCUUACGGUUUUCUUUCUGUUGUCUUCGCUUCGUCCCGAAACGUCACCAUAUGAUAAAGUGCUCGCUUCAGCAUCCCUCAUCACUUCGCGACUGCAGUCUGUCAGAUGAAAACCCGCUUCGGAGUAGGGUUGACAACACCGAGAAGAAACAAAGCAGUCUAGGCGUUGGGUGUGCUUUAUGUUUUGUCCUGUAGCAGACGCAUGUUUUAUUCAGUGAAUGGUCGAUCUUUUGUUUGUCCCGAGUGCUGAUAUCGUCACGGGGAUCCGCAGCAGGCUGUACCGAGAUUGUGGUUGAGUCUUGCCUUGCUGUCGUUGCUUUCUACCCCGAUCUUCUUCUUGUCGUCUUCCGAUAUUGUGUGGCUUCUCCGCAAAGAACGAGAAGCACUUUACGAUACUCAUCCCGG